Amphiprion ocellaris (clown anemonefish) is the source of this 7769-nucleotide messenger RNA. RefSeq names its product caskin-2-like. Lineage: Eukaryota; Metazoa; Chordata; Actinopteri; Pomacentridae. Gene Ontology annotation, molecular function: protein binding. Bases 514 to 5025 code for a protein of 1503 amino acids. The record is from RefSeq and is a predicted model, not a curated record. The transcript has 22 exons.
GUGGACAGAGUUCUGAUGUUCAGUAGCAAUCAAGUUUGAGGUUCAGCAUUGUUCAGAAAGCCAAACAAAUGUAAUCUAAAAGAGAGGCCAACUGGGGCACCCAGCAUAGUAGAGAUCUUGUCAGUGUAAUGGCAGGUUGGACUCCUUUUGCCUCCAGGUCGACAGUGACAGACCAGAAACACACACUCAGCCCUGCAGGCAACUAAAACAUCUACUAGACAUACUGUAACUGCAGUUCCAAGAUCAUCAUUGAGCAGCCAACCAACUUUUAGAGACAAUGGACCCAAACCCCAACAACAAGACGAAGGAAACCUCCUGGACCACCUCACAUGACAUUCUUUCCCUCUAGAUGGUACAAAGUCAUCUCAUGACUGGGAUUCUGCAGCUACCUGUUAGUAUGCUGACAAAUCCUUGUUGAAACGGCCUGUCUGCAGGAGCAUUGAAAAAAGAAGAGGAAGCAGUCUUGGUUGUCACCUUAGCGCAGAUUGUGUAUCUGUGCCUCGGCUUAUAAUCAUGGGAAAAGAACAGGAUCUACUGGUAGCAGUGAAGAGUGGCAAUCUUUUGGUGGCUCACAAACUCCUAUGCAAAAUCAAGUGCAACAAAACCAAGCUGCUUGGCUCCACCAAGAGACUCAACAUCAACUACCAAGACUCAGAUGGCUUCUCAGCGCUGCACCACGCUGCCCUGACAGGCACCACAGAGCUGUUGUCUCUGCUGCUGGAGGCCCAGGCCACAGUGGAUAUCAAGGACAUCAAUGGCAUGCGUCCUCUCCAUUACGCAGCAUGGCAGGGUAAAGCCGAUUCUGUCUUAUUGUUGCUGAGAGCUGGUGCUUCAGUCAACUCCCCCUCCCACGACGGACAGAUACCACUACAUCUCUCUGCGCAAUAUGGACACUAUGAGGUGUCUGAGAUGUUGCUGCAGCACCAGUCUAAUUCCUGCCUCAUGAACAAGGCGAAGAAGACACCACUAGAUAUGGCCUGUGAGUUUGGCAGACUCAAGGUGGCUCAGUUGCUGCUGAGCAGUAAUAUGGUGGCAGCAAUGUUAGAAGGAGAUGGAACAACUGACAGCAUGGACUCUCCCUCCACCACCCCUCUCCACCUGGCAGCUAGGAAUGGACACAAAGACAUCAUCAAGUUGCUGCUUAAAGCUGGCAUUGACAUCAACAGAGCCACCAAAGCAGGGACAUCUCUCCAUGAGGCUGCCCUCUAUGGCAAAACAGAAGUAGUGCGGCUGUUGCUUGAUGCGGGCAUCAGUGUGGACAUGCGCAACACAUACAACCAGACAGCUCUGGACAUUGUCAACCAGUUCACCACCUCCUCAGCCAGCAGAGAGAUCAAACAGCUCCUCAGAGAGGCGUCAAAUUCUCUCCAAGUCAGAGCAGUGAAGGACUACUGGAACCUCCAUGACCCUACUGCACUUAACCUGCGGGCUGGAGAUCUGAUUAUGGUCCUGGAGCAGCACUCGGAUGGCCGGUGGAAAGGUCACGUCCAUGACACUCAGCGGGGGACAGACCAGGUGGGCUUCUUCCCCGCCUCAGUGGUGGAAGUUCUCAGCAGAAGAGCAGGGGGCACUCUCUCCCGGCAAGCCUCGAUGCCUUGCCCACGACAGCACUUUGCACCCAGAGAUCCUCUCUCAAGCCAUAGCCCUGCCCCUCAGACUGACGAUUCAUACAUCCUUGGCUAUGAUCCUGCAGGUGCUCCAGCAGGCAGUCAGCUCUCAGCCCCAGCUAGUCCUGCUAGCCUCACUAAGGACAUUUGGGUCCUCAGGAGUUCUCCCACUGGUGAUAGAAACAGCAUUGGCAGUGCCGGCAGUGUGGGCAGCAGUCGCAGCGCUGGUAGCGGCCAGAGCUCAGAGAGUGGCCACAAACAGAAUGGGAUUCAGAAUCGCCACAACACUGACACUGGCAAACUGCCUCCCUCUGCUAGUGAAUCAGGAGACCACGUCCAUGUUACAGCAGCAGACCACAGCAAACAGGUUGACGGAUCCACAGGUGGUUCCCGUCGCCAGGUCAAUGGCACUUCUCAGAAAGGUUUUGUGAGACCAGAACAACUUCUGGAAGGCAAGGACUCUGAAGCCAUCUACCAGUGGUUGUCUGAGUUCCAGUUGGAGCAGUACACUUCCAACUUCAUUAAUGCAGGAUAUGAUGUACCCACCAUCAGCAGGAUGACCCCUGAGGAUCUCACAGCUAUCGGAGUGACCAAACCAGGCCACAGAAAGAAGAUCUCAAUGGAAAUUGGCAAGCUGAGCAUCCCUGAGUGGCUGCCAGAUUACAUUCCUUCGGACCUAGUGGAGUGGCUGAGUGUAAUUGGAUUACCUCAGUACCAGAAGAGAUUGUGUGACAAUGGCUACGACUCUAUUUCUAUUGUUAAAGACAUCACCUGGGAGGACUUGCAGGAGAUAGGAAUCACCAAACUGGGCCAUCAGAAGAAGCUAAUGUUAGCAGUGAAGAGAUUGUGUGACCUGCAGCGCUCUCGUAACCAUGCCAACAAAACUGGAGGUGGCACUCUCAGAAGAAAGCCUCCUGUUGCUCUUGAACUGGUGACCAUUGAGCACACGCCAACACACAGUGUGCACACUCAGGUGCGCUCAGACCCUCCAGCCAACAACUGCUGUCCCUCCCCUUUCACACCUAGAGCCCUCCUUUCCUUCCAAAAUAGUGAGUUGAGCGCCGAGCUCCAGAGUGCUAUGGUGGGCAAGGUGGAAGGAGGAGUCACAGAGGCAUUUGGCAUCAAAGGCAUGUCCUCUGCUGCAGUUUUAACUGCCAGUCAAGAGAGUAUUAGCAUGCGUUCACGGGGCUCAGGGAAUUCUGGGAAUUCUGGAAAUUCAGGAUAUUCUCAGGAUCACCAAGGCGCAUCAUCUUCAGCUAGGACAUGCUGCCAGUCUGAGAAAAGUUUGGGAGCUGGUGCAGAAGAGGAGGUAAAGAAUGGAAGAAGCAGUCCUGGAGACAGAAGUAGACAAAGACCCAAAGACAUAUGGGAGCGCCAGAGUCGGUCUGCUACACCAAACAAAAUUCCUUUCUCCCCCAUUACACCUCCACUGACCCCAAGCAAGAUGCCCUGCUUUAUUUACCCAUCAGUGCCACCCAAGGCCAAACACGUUCAGCCCCAUAACCAGCUCAAUCAGCCUCAGCACCACCCACAGUACCACCCUUUCUCCUCCCCAUCCUCUCUACCCUCACAGCCUUCCCCAACACAGAAGGCCUUUAGUUACAUUCAGGCUCAGGCAGGAAAUGUCAGCAGGGACCCACGAGUGCUCUCCAAGCCAAUGCCUGGAGCCGUCUCUCUCCUGGGACCCCCACUUGCACAGGCCAAAGCAGAUGCUGCCCAGAGAGGCCCACAAAAGAAACGUUCUCAAAGCCUGACUCGCUUUGCUCUUUCUGAUGGUGAGCCAGAUGAUGAUGAUGAUGACCUUGCUCCCUCCUCUACCUCUGCUUCCUCUGCAAUCGUGCCAUCCUAUGCCACUCUGUCACGCAGGUCAAGAUGUGGGCACACAGGUGCUACAGGGGCUCAGCGGCAUAUCAACCGCAGUCACUCCUUCGCCGUGCGCUCCCGACACAAAGGCCCACCACCACCGCCACCUAAGAGGAUGAGUUCAGUAAGCAGCAGUACAGCACAUCAACUGAUAAAUGGGAAAGUGGUGGAACCAGAGGUGAAAGGAGGGGUGGAGACAGAGAGUGUAGGAACCGUGAGGAGCAUUGCUGCCAGGUUAGAGGGUAGUAGCACCAGCCCAUCUAGGAGGAUAGACAUACCACCAACCCAUGUACCUGUCUCACCUGUUUUCAGCCCUGUUUCCUCCCCGAUCUCACAUGGGUUUUCUUCUCACAUCAUCAUACAGCACACCAAACCUGUCCCUGCCUUGGGUCUGGGGGGCCUAAGGAGAGUAGGAAGUGUUAGGACAGAUGGAAACUCUGACAGACAAAGAGGUGAAAGCACAGAGGGAACAUUUGAGGAGAAGGAGAAAGCAAGGAAAAAUGAAAGAAUGUCAAAGAGUGCUACUGUAUCUCCAAAGCACAGUUCCAGAGACCACCUACCUUUUGCUGAAGAAGGCAACCUCACUAUCAAACAGCGUCCCAGGAUAGUAGUUGUUACUCAGGCAGAUACUAAAGUAAUGACUUCUUCAGAGGGUCCAGUCCAGACCCUGAACAGCUUGGAGCUCCCAGAGUUCAAUCUGAAAGAGUCUGACACAGUGAAACGACGCCACAAACCCAAAGAUAAAGAUGCGUCCACACCUGAGGAAGCCACCACCUCAAACAAAGAUACCAACCACUUGCAAACCACCAGCCUCUAUACACAUAAUGAUGUCAGCACACUGGUUGAUGUAGAAGCUCAGAGGCCAGUAAAUGUCUUCCAAAGAAUAGGCUCCGUGGGAAAAGGCCCGAAGCCUCCAGUGUCCUCUAAACCUUCCAGUCCUCUCAAGCAACCUCUUAAGAGCAGACCAGCAACCCCUCAAAAAACUCUUUCUUCGGUUCAAGCUUGUGCACAAACAGCCAUUCCUAAACUCACCAGUGUGCAGAUUCACACAGUCUCCCCAAAGAUGGGUGGAAAUAUACACACCCACACAUGUAUACCCAGCCUUAAACCUGUGAAACAUCCACAGACAAUUAUGUCCAAGCCUGAAAGUCCACAGAAAGCUGCUGCUUUUACUCUAUCAGACUUCCCUCUGCAAAGUACAGCCUCUGCAUCACUAGCAGGAUCGAAUCACACUGUGAUGCAGAAUGUUGCCUUUGCUGCUCCAUCCUCCCAAGCACCAACCUCUUGCUACUCCACCUCUGCACCACUGUUUCAAGCAGGAAAAACAGGGGUAUCACCUUCUGGUGUUGCCGGUCUGACGGUGCUGGCUCAGAAAAGACUGGAGCAAACUAGUACAUCAUUGGAAGCUGCCCUUAAAGUGGUGGAAAACAAACUGGCAGAGGGAAGUACUAUGGACAGUGGCAGUAGCACAGUGACGACAGCCGGAAAUAUUCUGGAUGAUAUCGGCAACAUGUUUGAUGACCUGGCUGACCAGCUAGACGCCAUGUUGGAGUGAUUUCCCAGAUUCUCCGCUACAGACCAACAAAGUUUUUUUUCUCAAGGGAACAACAGACAGAAAAUUGAGACUCAGAUGCCAGCAAACAGAGGGUUAAGAUGAACCUUUGAUGUCAGGAAGAACAGAGACCAUGGAGCUCAGCACUUCCCCAGGACUCUGGAUGAAUCAGUAAGCACACAUUUGAGGAUUUUCCUGCACAUUUCUUCCUCGGUGUCCAGUUUUUCAGUGCAAGCACUUCGCCUUAGGACAAACACCUGGGAAUGUUAUUGGAGCAAUAACAAAUAGCAGCUGCAAGAUCAGCUUCCAAGUGUCAGCUGAGUAUGUUAUCACUACAGGGAAUGAGGGUUUAUUUUAUUCACGUUACCUGUUAAUGUAUAGAUAAGUCUAUCGUGUUGCUGUAUAUGUGGGUAGUCAGAUAUCUUUAUAGGGAAUAUAUUGACUUAUUAGCUAUAUUUAUACUUCUAUAUGUUUGUUUUUUGACAAAUGGAGUUCAUUUUGAUGCACUGUUAAAAAAGAUGAAAACAUUUUAUGAUAUUAUAUGUAUAUGUGUGUGUGUGUGUGUGUGUGUGUGUCUGUAAAGUGAACUUACUGUAAGCAUGCUGUGUCCAAAGAAUAGGAGAUGCUUUAAAGCAUUUUUAGUGAGGUUCUGAAAGAACACAGGCUUUACUUCAAAGUGACUGAACACUGUAAGAAAUUUUGUAACUAUGGAGGCUAGAGUAUGACAAAACAUUUAAAUCGGCUUAUUAACAGAUGCAUUUUCAAAAAGUCAUGGUAAAUAGAUUUAUUAAAACUUUGCAUCACACGAAAAGUUUACAUAUUUCAGUUGAUCUAUUUAUGUCUUUAUUGUAUCUUUACAUUUAAAUUGUAAUGACAAUACACAUUUUUUUACCCUUAGAUGCACGAUUGAUUGGACCCUACACUCUUCCAUAAGUGGGUCAGAAAUGACCCAUUUAAGAAUCAAUGUGUUUUUAUUCCAUUUUAUUUUAUUUCCAUUUUUAUUCAUUUUGGUUAAGAAUAAUAAUAAUUAUUGUUUGUAUUAUAUUGUUGUCCACACAACAUUGAUUUGAUGUUUGAAAUAUGAUCAUUUUUCAUUUUUUAACAGAUUUUGAGCAUUUUGAUAAUUGAAAAAGAAGAAAAUUACACAGAACAGCAAUAGAAGAAUGUCAACAUCCAUUUUGUCGAAAUUUUUCCGCUCUUUUCCUCUAACUGGAUACUCUCCAUCCGUUCAAGUUUGUGUACUGCAUCACCUCUUGUAUGAUAUUAUCAGUGAUGAAGAGGUUGGGGAUGGUAAUACAAAUUUUACAAUUUCUUUAAAAGUAUAAAAGGUAACUUAAAAAUUUAAAUGUUGUGAUAACGAAAACAUGUUUUUUUGGGGGGAAUAGCUGCAACAUGAAAUGAUAAAAACUUUUUAGAUAGAUAGAAGAUAUUGCAAGAAAACAACCACACCGGGUCUUUUUUUACACACUGCAUCUAAGGAUUAAUAAGCUUUGAAACAGAGCUUUUUGAUCUCUCAUAUUUCAGUUUUACACUGCAUUAUUUCAUGCCUCAGCGUUUACCAUUAAUCAGUUUGUCACCAUUUAAAUGUAGAGAGUCUAUUUGCUUUAAAGAUAUAGUAACACUGUGUCACCCUAAACUCAGAGAAGCAGAAGGAGCUCUGAUCACACAGGUUUCUCCAACCAUACAGCAGAGAAAGUUGUUUUUUUGGUAGGAUAUAUUUAAAGGCACGCCUUUUUUGUCUGUAAAUAAAUGUUCACAAAAUGGCCCCUUUGAUAUGGGUUAGAAUUAUAUUAAUCCAUCACUUAUAGACACAACAGAGGAAUCAGAAUAAUUAAUUGGCAAAUUUAAAAAUCAAAUUUUACUUUGAGUUUUAGGUGAGUUAAAUUAUUUUGGCAGACUCCACAGGAAAAAAGGGGACCUGUCUUACAAUGAAAUUUAUCAGCAGGAAACAUUUUAUCUCAUUAAACAUGCUCCACUGGUGUUGUUCAGCGUCACCAGUGUUUGAUCUAUCUGUCUGUCUGUCUGUCUGUCUGUCUGUCUGUCUGUCUGUCUGUCUGUCUGUCUCUCUAUCUAUCUACCUAUCUACCUAUCUAUCUAUCUAUCUAUCCAUCUAUCCAUCUAUCUAUCUAUCUAUCUAUCUAUCUAUCUAUCUAUCUAUCUAUCUAUCUAUCUAUCUAUCUAUCUAUCUAUCUAUCUAUCUAUCUAUCUAUCUAUCCAUCGAUCUAUCGAUCUAUCUGCCAUCUACACUACCGUUUGGGGUCACCCAGGCAAUUUUAUGUUUUCCAUGAAAACUCACACUUUUAUUCAUGUGCAAACAUAAUUGCACAAGGGUUUUCUAAUCAUCAGUUAGCCUUUCAACAUCAUUAGCUAACACAACGUAGCAUUAAAAAUCAGGCAUUUCCAGCUAGAAUAGUCAUUUACCACAUUAACAAUAUCUAGACUGUAUUUUUGAUUAAUUUAAAGUUAUCUUCACUGAAAAAAUGCUUUUCUUUCAAAAAACAAGGACAUUUCUAAGUGACCCCAAACUUUUGAAUGGUAGUGUAUAUUUAAGAUCAUCACUACCAACCAUUUUACUCUUUUACAUGUCCCUGUCUUUUACCAUGCACCUUAUAGAGGAUUCUCUGCACCAAAAUAUCUUUUAUUGCUUUGUUAACUAUCUGUUAUUCACUCGAUGUCAUACAUUUACUGUGCAGUUUAAUGCUUGUUUGUAAAUCUUCUUCUUUCAAUAUAACGAUUUUAAAAAGUCA